GCGGCACCGGGUCGGGAGGAGCAGGAGGAGGAAAAGCAGGAGCGGGGCCGCCGCGGCCGCCGGCCCGGCCCGGCUCCUCUCGGCUGCCCCCGGCCGCGCCAUGUGGCAGAGCAUCGGACUGACUCUGCUGGUGAUCGUGGCCACGCUCGCCUGCGUGCUGCUCUUCAUGCUGUGCGGAUGGUAUGUGGUCUGGCAAUUGUUUUUGUCUAAAUUCAAAUUCCUGAGAGAAUUGAUAGGUGAUACGGGGUCCCAGCAGGGAGACAACGAGCCUUCAGAGACUGAAGCUGAGCAGGAGACUCCACCCUCGCCUCAGAGAAGUAGACAGAAAUCAGCUCGACAGCGAAGGGCACCCACAGAAGACACGACUUAAAGUACUCCACUGAACUCCUGAGUAACUAUGAAUAGUUAACCACCUCUGCAUUGUUCAGUGGUGUGAUCUUACUGAAAAGCUGACUUAAGAGGUAACAUUAAUACCUGUGGACCUUGACUUCUGAGCUACCAAUGUAUGAUGCUGCUCCAGUAGAGGUUCAGGGAGGGCUUCAGCAGCAAGUCAUAGAAUACUGGAAGAAUGGAGGGGUGGAAAGAAAUCUCCAUCAGAAAAAUGCUGAGCUUCUGUAGCUCCUGUCUCAGCAUGCAGAUGAAAAACAGGUCCUGGACUAUAGGGUUAGCCUUUGCAUUAGUCUGAACAUAGUAAACAUUUCAGACUUGAAAUAGUUUCUAAAUUAUUUUUUCUUUACAGCACUGUAACUACAUAUAGUGAAAUCGAGUUUUAUUUCCUUAGCUGUAUAUGAAUAUAUAUAUUUUUUCAACCUUGAGAAUGCACAUGAACUUAAAAAACUUGAAAGGAUAUCCUGCUUUAGAACAUAUUCUAAAGUAAGAUUUUAGUUAAGUUCUUGUAUAUAUAAAAAGUAUAAGUGAAAUAUGAAAAAUCAAUAUUAGAUGCACAUGAUUUGGAGGUUUUUAUUAUCUCCUUAAAAAAAAAACAAAAAGGAGGGACAAAGAAAGCAAUCAGGUGACAAGACCUGUUUUCUUGGUUUUGGCAUAAGAAAGGUUACAGGUUAAACAGUCCUGCUAGGUUUCUUUGUUUUUCCUGAACCUUUUACUCCAGUCCAACUUGUGUUGGAGAUGGGAAGGUGCCUGGGUUAUGUACUGCUCACUGUUUAGUAUUCUGAAGUGUCAUCUUUGGUAUUUGAAUACUAAGCACUUCUCUAGUUCACCUCGUACACCUUUACAGUCAGGUAUAUGGUACCUGACAUCACUUUUUUCCUGGAACCAGUUGUGGCACUCUGACCAGUUUGGUAGACAUCUCUGUAACACUUUGACAGUGUUACAGCAGUGAAUUUGGUACCUCGUGUUUGCUGGAGGACUUUAGGAUUUUUACCAGUAAUAAGCAGUUGCUCCUGUCUUCUCUGACAAUUAAUUAAUUAUACAGCUAUUUUGACAUUGCACUUCAGAAUGAAGAGCUCCACUUCUGUUUAUCUAGCGACUCCGAAGAUUGAUGCAUGAGAUUUUGGAAAGAGGAGGAACAUGCAUGUACCACCUCUGAUGUGUGUAUGAGAGAGAACUACCAACAGUUCUUGUGUUGAACAGCUUCAGUUUUCUCUCAAAGUUUGAUUAUGUGGUAGUGUUUGGAUCAUUGUUCCGUGUAUAAAAAUUUAAUCAGGACUACUAAAUUGUCUUGUAUUUUCAGCUGUUAAGAAGUUUAAAUCUAUGGCUUCCAAAUUUGUGUUUCGUUCAAUUAUAUGGCUAAAAGCAGCAGCAUUUCAGUUUUUGAUCAAGUAGGCCUACAUCUGGGAAAAGAACACUCUUUUAGUGCCUCUAUGUUUUAAUUUGUCAUCUGUGAAUAGUGUUCAAAAGCUAAUGAGGGCAUUCACUUAAAAUCAUUUGGAUGUUUCAGUAUUAAAAUAUGUAAGAUCAGCCCUGAUUUUCCUUUGGAGUCUAAAAGGCUUUGUUUUAUUUACUGGUGUAUAUGUAUAAGCAUGAUUAGAUAGUGCUAGGCACAUAUCCUGUAAAUACAUGUAGAAAUACUGAUAGUCUCCUCUAUCCUGUGUGCUAGCAAGGGAAUGUCUAAUGAUGGUUGGUUGUUUUUUUCGGUUGUUUUUUUUUUUAAUUAGUAAAAUUCCGGUUUAUUUAAACUGAGCAAAAGCAAUCAGAUUCUAUUUCCUGCUGCUUUCAGUUUGCCUCACACAAUUUAAUGUCACAAUUUUGUUGUCUCUGUAAUGUCGUGUCACCUGAUGAAACUUUCAGUUUAUCAGUGCUAACCAAGUACUGGUCCAUUUUUCUUACAAAACUAGUGUCUUUGUAUUAGGCUUUGCUAAUAUAGGCUUACAAAUAAAGAUACUUAUUUUGUACUGACAUGGGAUAUUGACACUCUACUUUAUAGACUUCAGUGCACAGAUGAUGGCAAAAGGCUGAUGCUUGUAGUAUCCCUGGCUGAGAUAAGAAACAGUAACUUAGUCCCUGCCUCUAGGAGCUGUGAAGAAAUGUGAAGUUACAGUCAUAUACACAGCUAGUUCAGGGUAGCUCUGAAGGUGCAAGAAUCAAGAUUCUGGAGCAAGAUAAUGAAGGAGAAAUCUUUGUAGGUUUGAAAGCUGACACUGAUCAAAUAUGCAAUAAGAUGGAUGUGGAACCUCUAGGUAGCUCAUCUGCUUUAGCCAAACAACUUCCUUCUCCCUUCCUUGCUGUCUGCAGGUGUACAUUUCACUCCCCAAAGUUAUUUUCAGUCUCUUCUUUUUUAAACAGCUGAUGCUAUUUUUUUAAUGUUGUUGUGACAUAGCUGCCAAUAAUGCUGUCUGCCUAGUGUAUAACUUUAACGAUCUUACUAGUAGCAGGCCAAAGGUAUAUAUUAUAUAAUGUGGUUUGGAAGAAUUUUGGAAUGCUAAUGUCUUCUGUCAAUGCAUAAUUUUUCUUGAAGGAAUCUGUAAUAAAAUCUUUGUACAGGGCACUUCAUGCAAACCUGUAAAAGUGAAGCUGUGUGUGUGGAAGUGUACUUGUGAUAAGACCUGGGUUGUGAUUGCUGGCAGUCCAAUAUACUCAUGUCUUCAGGUGUUCUUACCAAUGUACUUCUGACAUGUUAGUGGUGGGUAAGCACUUAACUUUGGAUUGACCCAUCCAAGUCCGAAAUCAUAUGAAGGCAACAGGUUACACAGUUGGUCUUGUUUUGUUUAGUGGGAUCUAUUUUUAAAACUAUUGCCUUAUUGUUGCAGCCAUUCUCUUGAAUGUACUUUGGGUUUUUAUUUUAAAAAUAGUCAUAUCACCUUUGUUGCAGGGGCUGUGUAACUUUGAAUAAGCAGUAAUUACCUGUGUUCUAUGUGACAGUGCUGCAAUUUGUGAUCACCUUGCUGCUUAAUAUCAGGUUUUACACUGAACUAGACCUGUGUAUGUCCUUUUGUUUUGUCUGGAAAUGACCAGCAUAAAGAAUGUGUUCAGUGUGGUCACUUGCUUCUUCAGUGUUACAAUACUGUACCUAAAGCUUCUGUGGUUGUCUGUUUUCAUCAUUAACUGUUCUUUUAACUGACUGCACAGAUAAAAAAUAAAGUAACCAGACUUGAUAUGAA
Molecule: messenger RNA, 3557 nt
Organism: Pseudopipra pipra
Lineage: Eukaryota; Metazoa; Chordata; Aves; Passeriformes; Pipridae
Gene: SMIM13
Product: small integral membrane protein 13
Exons: 2
Coding region: 101-370 (89 amino acids)
Source: RefSeq, a predicted model, not a curated record